AAAACUUAAACCAUAAUAUUCGAGAACCCACGCUGUCAUAUGUAUAAUAUUAAAUUGUUAUUAAAAAAAUGAUUAAUUGAUUUUUAUUUAAUUAAAAAAUAUUUCUAUUAGUUUCUUGUUUAAAAUAAAGUUCAACAGAUCAGUGACGCAUGGGCAUUAAGGGUGUCAAUAAUUGGAGCAACAGCAUGUCAAUAGUUAGAUCAGUCGGGUUUUUAACCUGUCAAUAAUUGGUGUAUCCGGGAUUGCAUAGACCACUAAAUCAUCGAAAUCGGGUGGUAGGAUUUCGGCGCUAAUUAGUCAAUAGUGACUGGAAUAAACAAAAACAAAAAAGAUAUAUCAUUAUUGUAAAAUGAUUAGACGACAGAUCGUAUCGAAAUUGCCAUAUCAGGUAGUUCGUUAUCGGAUUCUGCAAGGAACUAUGUACAUUGAUACAAAAUGUAAAGUAGCCCCAGACGAAGAGCUGACAGUUUUGCAACUUGCGGUAAAAAAACAAGACUGGAUAUUAAUCAAUUUCCUUCUACAAAAUAACGUUCGUGUCAAUACUUAUACAUCAAAAUGUGAACCGGCACUUUUUUUGGCUAUUAGAUCCGGUAAUGUAAGUUUAGUUAAGACUUUAAUUCAUCAUCGCGCUAAGAUAAAUAUCACGUAUAAUAAUAAUACUCCCCUGCACUUGGCUGUUGAUCAAAACAACUACGCAAUUGCUAAAUUCCUUAUCAGACGAGCGGCCAAAGUAAAUGCUCUGACUGAAGCAAAACGGAGCCCUCUGCAGAUCGCCAUUGAAAGAAAUAAUUUAAAUUUAGUGAAACUGCUGAUUGAAAACAACGCUGAUAUUAAUGUAUUUACAAAAAAUGAUGAAACAGCUCUAAUUUUUUCCAUAAAAAAUGAAUAUUUUGAUUUAUUCAAAAUAUUAUUGGAUGCAGGCGCUGAAGUGAAUCCGGUAAAUUUGCCACCGUUAUUCGUGGCCGUUGAAAAAAAUUGCUACAAAAUAACUGAACGUCUUAUUGAACGAGGAGCUGAUAUAAAUACUAUUUACAACAAUCAAACACCAUUAAUAAUUGCCGUUGAAAAUGGAAAUAUGAAGAUCGUCAAAUUAUUAAUCAGAAAUAAAGCAGACAUUAAUAUUAAAGUCGCAGCCGCCAAGACAGCUCUUUCAGCAGCGAUUAUAAAAGGUAAUUUUGUCAUAUUCAAAAUGUUAGUUAACGCGAUCGCUGAUUUGAAUUCCCCCAAUUUAUUGCCACUACAUUUGGCUGUUUUACAAGAAAACUAUGAAUUCACGGAAUAUUUGAUCAGUUCUGGAACUAAUAUCAACUCUCUUGAUGGCAGACGACAAACACCAAUGCACGUUUCCGUUACGAAGAAAAAUAAAAAAAUAAUCAACUUAUUACUUAAGAAUGGUGCCGAUGUUAACGUCUUUGAUAAUGAUAAUCUGUCACCAUUAAAAAUUGCUGUCAUUAAAGGAAAUAACGAAAUCGUGGAAUUAUUACUUGACAAAGCUAAAAUUACUGUCAAAAAAAGUCUGAAAUCACUUUUAAAAAUUGCUUGGAACAAUAGUACUUUUAAAAUUUUUGAAUUAUUAUUUGACGUUGGUCUUGAAAUAUAUCCAUUGGCUGCUGGUAAAAUUGUGCCACCGCUACACUUGGCUGUUAUUAAAAAUAAUUUUGAAACUUUUAAUGAUUCGAUUAAUGAUGGCGAUGAUAUCAAUGGUUCAUUUUGGGAAAAAACGCCAUUAGAAAUUGCUGUUAGCAGAGGGUACACAAAAAUGACAGAAUUACUUGUUAAAAAUAAAGCAAACGUUAAUUUAAAAAACGGAGAAAAUAUUCUUAAAGUGGCUGUUAAAAAAGAUAACUUUGAAUUGAUGCGUAUAUUGGUUGACGCCGGCGCUGAUGUUAAUUCUGGAUCACCAUUAAGUCAAGCGAUUGAAAACAAUAAUUAUGAGAUUGUGAAAUAUCUUAUUACUAAUGGAGCUAACGUCAAUGCCGUCAAUGACUCUGGUGUAUGGAGAAUAACACCAUUACAAAAUGCUGUUAGAAGAGGAUACAAGAAAAUCGUUAAAUUACUUAUUGAAUAUAAAGCCGAUGUGAACUGCAGAUCUUUUUUACAAUCUGCAUGUCUAACUACAGCUAUAGAAAGUGAUAAUUUUGAAAUAUUCGAGUUACUUUUGGACGCUGGUGCUAAUAUCCAUCCAUCGCACACAGCAAGGACACCAAUAUAUGUGGCUGUUGAUAAAAAUAAUUAUGAAAUUACUAAACACUUGAUUAAUCACGGAGCUGACGUUAAUACAUGUUUUGAUAAUAAAACACUAUUAUAUCGUGCAGUUGAGAAUGAGAAUGAUAGAAUAGUCGAGUUACUGAUUAUCAAUAAAGCCAAUGUUAAUCAAAUUAUUGAAGUUGGUUGUUCAUCAAAUUCAGCUCUUUAUAAAGCUGUUGAAAUUAGUAAUUUGAAUAUAGUAAAAUUACUAAUCAACGCUCCUAGCAUCGAUGUUAAUCUAUCUAUCGAUUCACACGAGCCACUGUUACAUGAAGCGAUUCGUCAAAACAACUACGAAAUAAUCAAGUAUUUGAUAGAACAUGGAGUAAAUAUUAAUACUGGAUAUAAAUAUGACACACCAUUGAACAUUGCCAUUAUUAAUGGAAAUAAAGAAGUAGUUAAACUACUGAUUGAGAAUAAGGCGGCUGUUAAAGAUUCUCUAGACUCCUUGAACUCACCUCUUCAUAUAGCUAUUGUAAAAAAUGAUUUUGAGAUAUUAGAAAUGCUAAUCAAUAUUGAUACGACUAAAGUGAAUAAAUCUUACGGCCAAUCGCCGCUACUUACAGCUAUACACGCAAAUAACUUUGAACUGACUCGAUAUUUGAUAAAACUUGGAGCUGACGUUAAUACUUGGUAUGGUGAUUUAAAACCAUUAAAUAUUGCUGUUAUUUUUAACAAUAAAAAUAUAACGAAAUUACUGAUUGAGAAUAAAGCAGAUGUUAAUUCCAUUAACAUGGCCGGAAAAACAGCUCUCGGCUUUGCCGUUGGACAAGAAAGUUUUGAACUCGUCAAAAUAUUAUUGGACAGUGGUGCUGACAUCAAUUUAUCGUCUGAUGAAGAUUACUCGCCAUUGCAACAUGCGAUCAUGAAUGGCAACUAUCGAAUCGCUGAAUAUCUGAUAAAUCGCGGUGCAAAUAUAAAUGAUCUUUGCCGUAGUCAAGAAUGGGCUACAAUGCGUGAUGGUUGUUACAAUUCAUUAACUAAUUGUAUCAGUGAUUCACAAUGUAGUUUAUUACAGUUUGCCGUUGACUGUCAGAAAACUUCAAUGGUAAAAUUAUUGAUUGAAAAUAAGGUUGAUAUGAGUUUGGUUGAGAAGAAUAAUCCACUAUUUAUGUUUGAUAUUAUUCAAUAUCACAGUCACAAAAUAUUGGAGCUGAUAUUGACUACUCGUGUUAAUGUCAAUUGCAUUGAUACUCGCGAGGCUGGUUGUAGGGAAACUCUUCUGCAUGCUGCUGUGAAAUUAAAAUAUGUGAAUAUCGAAAAAGUCAAAUUAUUGUUAAUGAGCGAAAAUUUUACUAAUAUUAAUGCACUAACAAAGAAUGCAUCUGCCCUUGAUUAUGCUGUCAAUGGAGGUCAUCUGCUUAUUGUAAAUGUUCUUCUAAAUGCAGGUGCUAAAAUUCAAGUUGAGAAGUAUGGCAUAGUGCGAUUUUUUGAUUAUAGCUGUAGCCCUAUCAGAAAAACGAUUAUGGAACAUGUUGUUAAACUUAAAGCUGCUAAUUUACAUCUUGAUUAUGAAAACUUACACGAUCUAAGUGACGAAAAAUUAAAUAAUCUGUAUGCCAAAUGCUUAAUUGAAAUUGAACUGAUGAAAAAAACGAAAAUCGUGAAAACUAAUUUAUCAUAUUACGAUGUAAUAACUAAGAGCAGGCAUAAAAUAGCUUUAGGUUUGAGUCGUACUAAUUUUUACGUCAAAUUUGACAGCGAAAUGUUAUUAUUACAAUUCCCAUUAUAUGGAGGGAUGAUCAGCUACCACCUAGAUGAAGCACAAAGAAGACGGCAAUUAUUGGAAAAAUCUAAUAAGAUUCUUUCUCUUAUUUUUUAUGGUAACUUGUCGUAUGAUGUUAUAAGUCAAAUAAAUUAUUAUUUAACUUCUAGAGAUUUUAAAAUUUUAUCUUCACGUUGAUGAUAUCACUAUUUAUUUGGCUUUCGACAAAAUAUAAAUGAUGUUUUUUUCAUGUAGAAAAUUAUUUUAUUUUUUCAUACUUUCAUAAAAAAAUACAUUCAAUAUGAAACUCGACUCAGAGCUAGGUGUAAAAAAUUCAGUUUUUAAAAAAUGCAGCUCUGUGAAUUUACUAAUAAUAAAACAUUUUUUUUUUUUUUUUUUUUUUUUUUUAAUAUAAAACUUUCAUAUUCAUUACAAGU
This is a messenger RNA of Microplitis mediator, 4389 nucleotides long. RefSeq names its product putative ankyrin repeat protein RF_0381. The record is from RefSeq and is a predicted model, not a curated record. Bases 350 to 4150 code for a protein of 1266 amino acids. Gene Ontology annotation, molecular function: protein binding. The transcript has 4 exons. NCBI's taxonomy places the organism in Eukaryota, Metazoa, Arthropoda, Insecta, Hymenoptera, Braconidae.